Penicillium oxalicum is the source of this 390-nucleotide messenger RNA. RefSeq lists its product as uncharacterized. Lineage: Eukaryota; Fungi; Ascomycota; Eurotiomycetes; Eurotiales; Aspergillaceae. The transcript has a single exon. The record is from RefSeq and is a predicted model, not a curated record. The coding region runs from base 1 to 390 and encodes 129 amino acids.
AUGAUGACGAGUCUGCGCCGCCGAAAAGGGUCCGGUUCGGUUGGAUUCCAAGUCCUCCAGGUAGUUUCAGCUCUCAUUCGAAUCCCUGCACAGGCUCCAGUUCCACGUCGUCUGGAGGUGAUCCUAGCUCCACAGGACGCAGCUCACCGUCCGCAGCGAGUGUGGCCUCGUCUGGGUCCAGUUCGAGCUCCAAAUCUGCAAGUAGCUCGAGCUCUAGUGUUUCCAAUGCCCCUAGAUCCGCUCACGGCUCCCAUUCUGGCCACAGGUCGAGCUCUCACUCGAGUUCCAGUUCUAGCUCUCGCUCCAGCUCUCGCACCAAUUCGGAACCAGAUUCAGGUCCCAUCCGACAAAGUCCUCCGAUUCCACCACGAGCCCGGCCCGAGCCCAUAA